AUGGGUCCUGCCGGGACAGGAAAGUCCACAUAUUGCGCUACAAUGAUGACUCAUUGUCAAAAUAUUGGUCGUUCUGUACAUUUGAUGAACCUUGAUCCAGCAGCUGAAAAAUUUGAGUAUAAACCUUCGAUUGAUAUUCGAGAUCUAAUUACCUUAGAGGAUGUUAUGGAAGAAUUACAAUAUGGCCCUAAUGGAGGAUUAAUAUAUUGUCUGGAAUUCUUAUUGAAUAAUAUGGAUUGGUUGGAAGAAGAAUUGGGAGAAUAUGAUGAUGAUUAUUUGAUCAUUGAUUGUCCAGGCCAGAUUGAACUUUAUACCCACUUUCCAAUUAUGAGACGAAUUUGUGACUGUUUACAACGAAUGCAUUUUCGUAUUUGUGGGGUGUAUUUGUUGGAAAGUCAGUUUAUUGAAGAUAAUUCGAAAUUCUUUGCUGGGGUAUUAAGUGCUAUGUCAGCGAUGAUUAGUUUAGAAAUACCACAUAUAAAUGUAUUAUCUAAAAUGGAUCUUUUGGGUAAAGUUAAAAGAAGGGAACUAGAAAGAUAUUUUGAUCCCGACCCUUCAUUACUAACGGAUAAAGCAAAUUCCUCAAUGAACCCAAAAUUUCAUGAAUUGAAUAAGAAAAUUGUACAAUUGAUUGAUGAUUACAACAUGGUCAGUUUUAUGCCGUUGAAUAUUACAGAUGAAAAUUCUAUAACAAUGAUAUUGUCACAUGUUGAUGAUUCACUUCAAUUCGAAGAAGAUCAAGAACCAAAAGAACCAAAGGAUAUUGAAUAUGAUGAUGAACUAUAA
Messenger RNA from Funneliformis mosseae, 786 nucleotides. Lineage: Eukaryota; Fungi; Glomeromycota; Glomeromycetes; Glomerales; Glomeraceae. The record is from the annotation of a GenBank genome assembly.